UUAUUUAAAUUUAAUUUAUUUCACGCACACACUGCACUGUAGGCUUUUGUGCCAAAGUCAUAUUAACCCCUGCCUAUUUAUUAUUCAGUGCACGACGUCCCGCACGCACGUUGAAUAUUCAUGUUGAUGGACAUUCGCUGUCGUUUUACUCCUCCCAUAUCCCAACGCAACAGCGGCGCGACGCAGCGCCAUGGAGACUGUCAAAGUACAGAAGAAACUAUGUUUACUGUUAUUCGCUAAAGCACAACUGCUUCUCGCUUGGCGCCUUCUUUUUAUUGUGUCACUCGCUGUCGCAGACAUGGCAGACACAACAGCCAUGCCCACCAAAGACCGCGCUCUGAAAGGAAGGGAGGAAAAAAUGGUCGUGGCAGAGAAGCAUGCUGUCAAUGGCAACCCCACAGUGGAGCCGUUUCCAGAGGGCAUGGAGACCAUCAUGUUUGGUAUGGGCUGUUUCUGGGGACCUGAAAAGCGCUUCUGGCAGAAAUCGGGGGUGUUCUCUACCCAUGUGGGCUACGCAGGGGGACACACACCCAACCCCAACUACCAGGAAGUGUGCUCAGGUUUGACAGGACACACUGAGGUGGUGAGGGUGGUCUUCUCCCCCGAGGACAUCAGUCUGGAGGAGCUACUCAAGGUGUUCUGGGAGAGCCACGACCCCACUCAAGGAAUGAAGCAGCAGGCAGACUAUGGAACCCAGUAUCGUUCAGCCAUUUACACCUCCAGUCCCUCUCAACAGGAGCUGGCUCUCAACACCAGACAAGCCUACCAAGAGGUGUUAUCUGAGAAGGGCUAUGGAUCCAUCACCACAGAGGUUCUAGAGGGCCAGGAGUUCUUCUACGCGGAAGACUAUCUCCAGCAGUACCUGAAGAAGGUUCCCAAGGGCUACUGCUGUCUGAAGGGGACCGGGGUGAACUGUCCCAUCGGAGCUGAAGCAGACGAUGACAAAGACGAGCUGUGAAAAGAGAGAGAGAGAGAGAAAGAGAGAGAGAAAGAGAGAGAGCGAGAGAGAGCAAGAGAGAGAGCGCGAGAGAGAGAGCGAGAGAGAGAGCGAGAGAGAGCGAGAGAGAGAGAGAGAGAGAAUGGAAUACAAGGUGGAUGGAAUACAAGGUGGGUUUUUCGCAGAUCUGAGUUUGUCGCUAUCAAGGUGGAAAUCACGCUUUUGAAUUUUCCUGCUUCAUAUAGUCUCUUUAUGGCCAAGUUAGGAGACUUGUUUGGACAAUCUUGACUUUCUAUAAACAAUCAGAAAUAGGUAUGGGUUAAAAAAAAAAUUCCACUCCCUAAAGGUUUUCUGAACUCGCUUAGCAUUGUGUUAAUUUGGCUAAUUGGCUAAAUCAUUUCAAAAGUAUUUAGCAAUCUCUAUGAACGCUAUUGUAUACAAUGAUAAUUGUUUUUUUUUUUAAGUUGAAAUUGAAGUGUUGCAAUUCAAUAUAGCCCAUAUCAAGGUUAUUUUAUUAUUAUAUUGGUGCAUGAUGCCGUGAGACCUCUUUGUAUGCGAGGCUGAAGUACUGAUAGAAAUCCACAAGAUGGCAAUAGAUACCAACAAACUUAACCUCUCAACAAAACCGCUUCAGGAUUUCAUUCCAUCCACUCAAUGUGACAUCCUCACCCUUUAGGGCUAUCUUCCAUUAAGAGAGAUGCUGGCCCAUGUUAACUCCAUUGCUUUCCAAAGUUGUGUCAAGUUGGCUGGAUGUCCUUUGCGUGGUGGACCAUUCUCAAUACGCACUGGAAGCUGUUGAGCGGGAAAAACCCAGCAGUGUUGCAGUUCUUGACACAAACCGGUGUGCCUGGCACCUACUCCCUACUCCCAUACCCCGUUCAAAGGCACUUACAUUUUUUUGCCUUGCCCAUUCACCCUCUGAAUGGCACACAUACACAAUCCAUGUCUCAAUUGUCUCGAAGGCUUAAAUCCUUCUUUAACCUGUCUCCUCCCCUUCACCUACACUGAUUGAAGUGGAUUUAACAAGUCACAUCAAUAAGGGAUUAUAGCUUUCACCUGGUCAGUCUAUGUCAUGGAAAGAGCAGGUAUUCAUUAUGUUUUGUACACUCAGGCUUAUGUGUGAGAGCAUCCCUGGUUUUCAGCUAAACAAAAUCAAAUCAACGUUUAUUGGUCGAGUACACAGUUCAGCAGAUGUUGUAGUGGGUGCAGCGAAAUGCAUAUGUUACGGGCUCCUUACAAUGCCGUAUAAUGUUUUUUAAAAAAGCACACAGGGCCUCCUGAGUGGUGCAGUGGUCUAAGACACUGCAUUGAGGGCUAGCUGUGCCACUAGAGAACCUGGUUCGUGUCCAGGCUCUGUCGCAGCCGGCCACGACCGGGAGACCCAUGGGGCGGCGCACAAUUGGCCCAGCAUCGUCCGGGUUAGGGAAAGGUUUGAGUGGCAGCGCACUAGCGAUUCCUGUGGCGGGGCGGGCGCAAUGCACACUGACACGGUCGCCAGGUGCACGUGUUUCCUCUGACACAUUGGUGCGGCUGGAUUCCGGGUUAAGCGGGCAUUGUGUCAAGAAGCAGUGCAGCUUGGCUGGGUUGUGUUACGGAGGAUGCACGGCUCUCAACCUUCACCUCUCCCGAGUCCGUACGGAAGUUGCAGCGAUGGGACAAUUGAAAUAAAUGAAUUAGGCCCUAAUCUAUGGAUUUCACAUGACUGAGAAUAGAGUUGCAUAUCAGAUGCAUACUUUUUUCACGCAGGAAAAAAAGAUAAAACGCAUAAAAAAAUAUCUUGCUGCGUUUUGUAAAAACAGAUCUAAAAUGCUUCCAAUUGUAAUUUAUGCUCGUUAUCAGACUAAUUGUGUGCUUCAGUUGCACUUCUAAACUCAGCAGACAGUGUUCCGACUGAUGUGUAGCUUCUUUUAAAAUGCAAGAUUAACUUUAAGCAAAACAUUAAGGAAAUGUAGCUGGCUUUCUAUUACAGCCCUAAACAUUAGAAAUAUGAUGGCCAUACAUAGUAAUGCAAAAAAUACCUUGCCUUUUUCAUUGUAAGCUCAUUUACUUGUGUGGCUGCCAGCCAAAUAGCGUUGCACUUCUAUUGUCAUCUGAUGAAAAUGAAGCUAUUUUAUGUUGAAUGUGUUGCACUGAUGUAUUUUCUGUGAAGGAAAACUGUAGUUGCACAUCCCUUAUCACUCUAUUGAAGCAACAAAAAAAACACAGUUGACUUUCAAUAUAAAACGUGACCGCUGUCAAUACACAGCUGGUCUCACCUGCUCCUGCUUUCUACUGUUGUGCUAUUUACAAACAAACACGUGACUGGCUCAACUGUGCUGGGGAACUAAGUAAGCUUCAUAAAUGCAAAAUAAUGUGACAGAUAAAAAUGAAGUAUGUGAUCUUUAUCUCCUAACGUAUUGCAUAAGUUGACUGCAGGUAUUUACUUAAAAAAAAUAGCUACAAAUAUGAAAUGUAUAUAAUGUAUUGAAAAACUUCAAAUAAAUAUUUUCAACAGUA
Salmo salar (Atlantic salmon) is the source of this 3433-nucleotide messenger RNA. It is a transcript of the gene msrab, whose product is annotated as methionine sulfoxide reductase Ab. NCBI's taxonomy places the organism in Eukaryota, Metazoa, Chordata, Actinopteri, Salmoniformes, Salmonidae. The record is from RefSeq and is a predicted model, not a curated record. Gene Ontology annotation, cellular component: cytoplasm. Gene Ontology annotation, biological process: cellular response to oxidative stress. Gene Ontology annotation, molecular function: peptide-methionine (S)-S-oxide reductase activity.